GUUGCAAUUCACAUAUUAUAUUCGUGUAUAAACACUUACGUGGUCCGUUAAAAAGAUUUAUAAAGAUUCUACGUAAUAGCAUUCGAAGAUUAAUUUUACAUCAAACAUGAAACACAAUUCUGCAACGUGAGUAUAAAAAAUAAUACCUUGUGGUGUAUAACUACGUAUAACAUAAUUCAUUAUGUAAGUGUACGUGUUGAAAACAGUAUACUGUGACAAAUAGAAUACCAAGUAGUAGAUGUAUUAUCAAAAGCAAUUCGUCGUCGUUGUCAUUUUUCUUUUGAAUAUUAUCUAUCUACUUCGAAUGUCUUCCAAUAGAACGAUGAGUCUCAUUAUUUAAUAUUUCAUUGAACCAAUCCAUAAUUUGAUAUAUAGACUCUGAAUUAGAUUCGAACAGAACGGCUUAGAGCAAGAUUGUAUUGGGUUGAUCAAUAAGUAAUAUGUCGGAAUUUUUAAUAGUUUAUAUUUCAAUUAAUAACACUACACUAUUUUGUAUCGACGAUGUACAGUAUCUUAUAUCUAAGCAAAUAACUAUAAUAUUUUAUUUAUAAUAUAUAUAAAUAAUAUAUAUAAAUAAAUUUUAUUUCCAACAUUUCUUUACUGAAAAUUCUGACAUUACUUAUUGUACCAAUACUAGAACGUUUAGAACAUCAGAGUGUAAUCAAACGAAACUUCAAAGAUCUCGGUUAACCUUCUAAAUUUGUGUGUUUGACGUUUGAUUUAAUAAUAUUAAUAAUAACAAUAAUAAUAUCUUCGUUUUAAUCAACUGAUAAAUACUGAUUAGAAAGAAAGAAGGGAGGAUAAGAACAAUUUUUUAUCCUUUAUAUACGAUAUACAAUGUGUGAAUAAAAAUGAUAUAUACUGAUUAAAAAAAAAGACAAAAAAGAAAGAAAAAAUUUAUCUUUAUACACAUUAUACUGUGUAUAUGUGCGUAUGUGAAUAAAAUCUGUAUACAUAUAGUGAUUGAAAACAAAAAAGAAAAGAAAAGAAAGAAAGAAAAAGAGAAAAGAAAGAAAGAAAUAAAAAGAGAAAAGAAAAAUUUGAAAUCAUUCAUCUAAUAGCUGAUGUGUGCCAUAAAACAAUCUUGUGACUCUCCGUCUUGUCCAUCUUACUCUACUCGUCAAUCCGAUCGGAUUAAAUUACCAUCAUCUCAUCAUUCUGGUCCUUCUUAUGGUUAUUACCCACAACCUUAUCCCCGUUAUAUUCAAUACGAACCAUACGGAGUUCAUCAUCAUCCGAUCCCAAGUUAUCCAUCUUCCUGCUACAACAACCAUGAAAAUCUCGAUGAAGUAUUUCCUGAAAGCAAAGACAAACUAUCAAGACAGACCUGGUACUUGAUCAUUAUCCUUAUAGUGAUUAUCUUUGCACUCGGAUAUGCUCUUUAUCGUACUCUUUCAAGAACAGGUCAAAGAUUUCGAUCCGUUAGACAGGCUAAUAUUGUACCUUCGACACAGAUAGUGAGGAAAAAGAAAGACGCUAUUCAAAAUUGCCCAGCCGAAUUUGUUCGCUGUGCUGGCAUGAUAUCGGAACUUAGGAAAGAAUGCAGUAUGCCGUGUAAACAAUGUAGAAAAUUUCCUAUCAAUAUAUCCCCUCCAAAGAUUUACAAAUCGAUGCAGAUCACGUCAAGCGAGAUGAAUGAAGAUGAGCAGACUUUGAAUAUAGGAAUAAUCGAUAUUCCCCGUUCAAAAAUCAAUGUAGCUACUGACACACCAAGUGUCAAUGCAACGAAUACCUAACGAUCAUAAAAGAACCAACAGUGAAAUAAAUAUUCUGAAAUAAGACAAAGAAAAGCGAAUGUCGUCGUAAAUGAAAGUAAGAAAUAGUAACAAUAUUGAUCAUUUAUUUCGAAUAAAUCAAACUUAUUUAUUGUUGGUUGUAUGAAAAGUGAAAGUACAUAUAUACACACACACACACACACACACACACACACACACACACACACGUAUGUGUAGAUAAAUCGCAUUUCGAUUGUUUAAUAAGUUUAAUUUUUCAUUUGUUUAUUAAAUAAAUAUCAUUAGAAAAUUUUCUCGAUAGAUCUUCGAUAAGUUCGGUUUAAAAAAUUCGUCAAAAUUAAUUCGUAAGAAUGUGUUAUCAAUAAUUAAAAACUCUUCGAAAAUUAUCAAAAAUUAAACUUCUUCGAUCGGCUGAUAAAUCUGAUAAGCAGCUUUAUUGCGACAAGCGAAACUAGAGCGAGGAAUGGCCUGUGCUAAAACGUCAUGCAAUGGUUUCGUUGGUUGGGUUGGAUGGUCCUUCGUGAGUUUCGUGUUGGUCAUUGCAGCGUUAAGUUAUUUGGGAUAUACAACUUACAGACAGUGGAAUAAUAGACAGGAAUGAAGGAUUAAUCAAGAAACAUCAUUUUUGUGCUUAUUUUCUACGAAAAGAAAAG
This is a messenger RNA of Vespula vulgaris, 2386 nucleotides long. RefSeq lists its product as uncharacterized. The record is from RefSeq and is a predicted model, not a curated record. The coding region runs from base 1065 to 1736 and encodes 223 amino acids. Lineage: Eukaryota; Metazoa; Arthropoda; Insecta; Hymenoptera; Vespidae. The transcript has 2 exons.